AUGGGGUCUCAGCCAGAAUUGACUCAGAAGUCUGAGGUAGUCCCUGAGAUGGAAAACAAGGAAGUUGCUCAGCCAAAAAGCGAUUCCCAACCUGCUCCAAGUUCGCAACCUGAGACGGCUGAGGUGAAGCAACUCUCUCAGAAGAUGACGGAGCUUUCUUCCCAAGAAAAACCAGACGAGGAAACUGUCGCCGGUGAAGGGGCGAUCGUUGAGAACGGUGGCAACUCCCGUGUAGACUGCGGUGGUUUUGAUGUAGAGGGCUGGAGAUUUUGGGACGAUGCUUCCACUAAUCCUUCCUCCCAAGAAGGCUAUCAACUUCGAUGGGGGAAAACGGAUUCGAUGGCGAAGAAACGAGCGCGAACGGGAAACCCCUACCAGCGAAUCAACGAGGGAACUCAAACUAGCCCGAAGAAAGCUCACCAGGAUUCAUUUUCUCAGACUGGCUCCUCCCUCUUUGGCGAAGAAGAAGACCCACAACUUCCCGAAUCCUUGGGUCAAGUGAUUCCUUCCCCCGCUGAUGAAGGGGAGAACACGAUGAAGGCUCCUGAAGCUCCCGAAGAGAAAGAGGAUGUUCUGGAGGCCAACGCUGGCAAAUCCCAGGAAGAAAACGAGAAGUCUGCGAAGGCUGAAUCUCAGAAAUAA
Molecule: messenger RNA, 642 nt
Organism: Oikopleura dioica
Lineage: Eukaryota; Metazoa; Chordata; Appendicularia; Copelata; Oikopleuridae
Source: the annotation of a GenBank genome assembly